Molecule: messenger RNA, 2226 nt
Organism: Hypanus sabinus (Atlantic stingray)
Lineage: Eukaryota; Metazoa; Chordata; Chondrichthyes; Myliobatiformes; Dasyatidae
Gene: meaf6
Product: MYST/Esa1-associated factor 6
Exons: 6
Coding region: 138-716 (192 amino acids)
Cellular component (GO): NuA4 histone acetyltransferase complex
Source: RefSeq, a predicted model, not a curated record
GCCCGCCGGGUUCCGGGCGUCGCGCUGGCGGCCCCUGCUGCCCGGAGGUCCGCCGAGCCUCCGAGCUCCUGCGGCCUGGAGAAGCGUUCGGUUCGGCUCGGCUCAGCUUGGGGCGCCUCCCGCUCCUCAUCUCCAGUAUGGCGAUGCACAACAAGGCGCAGGCACCGCAGAUCCCGGACACCCGGCGGGAGCUGGCCGAGCUGGUGAAGAGGAAGCAGGAACUGGCGGUGAGCGCGGAGACUUUGGCAAACCUUGAGCGGCAGAUCUAUGCCUUUGAGGGAAGCUAUUUGGAAGAUACUCAAAUGUAUGGGAAUAUCAUUCGAGGAUGGGAUCGUUAUUUAACCAAUCAGAAAAACACCAACAGUAAGAAUGAUCGAAGGAACAGGAAGUUUAAAGAAGCAGAACGUCUCUUUAGCAAGUCCUCUGUUACCUCAGUAGCAGCAGUCAGUGCUUUGACUGGUGUCCAGGACCAACUGGUGGAAAAACGUGAACCAGGCAGUGGGACAGAAAGUGACAAUUCACCAGACUUCCAGAACCAGGAGAACGAACCCAGCCAGGAGGACACUGAGGAAUUGGAUGGGUCGCACCUGCAGGGCGUGAAACCUCAGAAAGCAGCCUCCUCUACCUCAUCCAGCAGUCACCAUGGGAGUCACAAGAAAAGGAAAAAUAAAAACCGUCACAGCCCAUCUGGCAUGUUUGAUUAUGACUUUGAGUAAGUUUGCUUUCUGUCAGUAUAUGUGCUGUCUCUUUUCCAGUAUUCCCCUUUACUGUGAUGUGUAGACUGUAGACAUUUAUGGAAGUAUCUUUGCCAGUAGCUUUAGGAUUGAAUACUCACUGAUACAUAAUUGUAUAUAGAUUACCAAACACUAAAUUCGUCUUGUGUUCAGGAUAUAUUCUGUGCAUAAGGAUUAUAUAAUACUGAAUGAACUUUGUAUUAAAUCCCUAAUAAAUGGUUAUCAAUCAUUGAGAUUUAUGAGGAAGUGUAGAAACCUCUGCUGGUGAGCAGAAUAUGUGUCCAAGCUGUGUACUGUUUGCAUUCCAUAGUUGUUUCAUCUCACCAGUAAUGCAUGUAUUUCAGCAUUGAUCAGUGUGUUUUUCAUAAUUCUGCAGCUUUGAAAAAUGCCAUAAAUACCCUUCAGUAAGUUAAGUAAGAACAUCCUUAUAGAAAAAGACAGAUAAGCACCUUAAUGUAAAUCACAAAGCAAGCAGGACUGUGGAUAUUAAUAAUUUCCCACAAAUCCUUAAGUUAGGUCUUUUUCAUCUUUAUUUGAACUUGAAUGAUACAGAUUACAAAUAAAAUCCUUGGGUAUAAAAUGGUUUAUUGAAGAAUUUUGUUUCUAGUGUGUAUCAUUUUGAUAUUUAAGUUUGCAUAGAAAGUAUAUAAAUAUUGGAAUCUGUGUCUAGAUAUGUGAGCAUGUAUAAAGUUGUAUUUUAUCAUUUUGCAUUUCAAGUUGAUACCAAUUAGCAUGAUUUUCUGUGGCACUUUCAGUGUAUUGGUUGGAUGUCUUAAUACUUUGCCCUGGAAAGGAGCACCUUAAUAAAUAGCCAUUUCGAGAUGAAUUUAAAUAUUUAGUACCUCUACAAAUUUUGCUAUUUUAGACACUGUCAGCUACAGCUGCUAUCAUUGAGAUCCAAAUAACCGUUAUGCAUUCGCAAAAUGAUUGAAUGAGUUUUAUUGGUUUUCUGGUGUAUAUACAGUAUGUCCACUACUCAUCAUUUGACAGUGAACCAAAUUCGCCAAGUUGUAGUGUAAGAUUCAAAAUGAGAUCAAAUAGGAACAUUUUAGUCUAUGAUUCCAACCUCCAGCAAUGGCCAGAUGACAUUAAGUUUCCUUUCUUCUUCUCCUGUGUGCUACUUUUUCAACUCUUUGGCUUUAGUCCUGUCAGUUUCAGAAAAUGUAAAGCAUAACAACUUUUGGCCCUAACUAUAAAUUUGAUUUAUAUAAUUGACAGAAUUUAUCAUAUUCUCUUCUCUCAACAUUGUGACCCAACUUUCGAUUUCGAAAGGUGACAAUGAAAUAGCUUUAAACAUUAAGUUUGUGCAAGAUGCUGUUUUAGUUCCAGGGCUGGUAAGAGGCCAAGAAAUAAACUGAAAUAGAAUAACCAUUUAAAGAGAAACAAGUUAUAAACUGAAAUAAAUGCUUUGAUGUUCUGGUUGUUGCUGUUAAUAUCAGUGGAUGGUAAGUGUUGUGAUUUUUCAAGUAACAGUGUCAAAUAUUCUUAUUUU